This is a messenger RNA of Capsicum annuum, 1819 nucleotides long. Its product is annotated as protein SLOW GREEN 1, chloroplastic. The transcript has 4 exons. The record is from RefSeq and is a predicted model, not a curated record. Lineage: Eukaryota; Viridiplantae; Streptophyta; Magnoliopsida; Solanales; Solanaceae. Gene Ontology annotation, molecular function: protein binding. The coding region runs from base 122 to 1138 and encodes 338 amino acids.
AAACCCCUUGGAGAUUUAUGAGCCAGCAGAUGGACCAGUGUGUAUAAAAUAAGCUCCCCUUUUUGAUGUUUUUCUCGCAAGCACCUUGCUUCUUCUCCUACACUGGCCAUAAUUUUCAAAAAUGUUUUCUUCAUUUGCCACUAAAAUCCCACUGUGCCUGAAUCACUACAACCCAAAACUUGAUCAACCCAUCUCCUACAAUCCCCUCAAAACCCCUUUUCUACCUCCCCUAUACACUCCCAAAACCCUCUCUACCCUUUACUCCAAACCCCAAAAAUCAUCAAUUUUAGCAUGUUCUUGGAAACUCCAGAAAGAAAUUCCAAACUUUUUCAAUGAAAAGAUUGUUUUUUUACUUGUUGGGUCAUUGUUGUUUAUGGGUUUAAGGGCCAAACAUGUAUUAUCAUUGCCAAAACCAGUUCAAGAAAGUGCUAGCGUUGUUGUUGAGUCCCAAGAAGAAGAAGAAGAAGAGAUGUAUGUAAAGUUAUUGGAGAAGAAUCCUAGAUAUGUUGAGGGUUUGAAGGGUGUUGUUAAUGUGAAGAUGAGGAAAGGGAAGACUAAAGAGGCUUUGAAGUAUGUGGAGAAGUUGAUUGAAGUUCAGCCUAGAGAAAUGGAAUGGAGGCUUUUGGAAGCUCUUUGUUAUGAGAUGAUGGGGCAGUUAAGCAAGGCUAAGAGGUUGUUUAAGGACAUUUUGAAGCAGAGGCCUUUAUUGUUGAGAGCUUUGCAUGGUUUAGCUAUGGUGAUGCACAAAAACUUUGAAGGUCCUGCUGUUUUUGAGAUGCUGAAUGGUGCUCUAGAAGUUGCUCGCAAGGAGAAAAGAGUCAAUGAGGAGAGAAACAUAAAAAUAUUAGUCGCACAAAUGCAUGUCGUUAAGGGUGAGUUAGAAGAGGCCUUACAAAAGUUUCAACUUCUUGUCAAAGAGAAUCCGAGAGACUUCAGGCCUUAUCUGUGCCAGGGAAUAGUCUACAGUUUGUUGGACAAAAAGAAAGAAGCGGAUGAGCAGUUUGAGAUAUAUCGAACUCUUGUACCUGAAGAAUUUCCUCAGAGAGGUUUCCUUGAUGAUGUUGUGUUGGCUGCUAAGACAGAAACUAGGGAACAACUUGCCAAGGAGUUCAAGAAUGAAUUCUCUUACAAGACAUGAAAAGGUGAUGCCCAAUUAUCACAUUUUCAACUAGGCUAUCACGACUGGAUGGUUAAGGGUGUAUGGAGGGGGUGGUCAGAUGGUAGGAUAGAAUCAAAGCACUGCUAAUGUAGACAGACGGUAAAGACUUUUCUCUUUUUUGGCUAUUGAUAUCUGAAGUCUAGUCUCCCUUGGAAGAGGAGUGAAGUUCUAGGACAGUACAUUUUAGUGUUCUCUCUUCUGUUGAUAUGUCUUGUUUUUUGGUAAUCGAGAGAUCCCUGACGCCAGCUGGUAGUUCUAAAUUCCGUGGAUAAUGGAUUCACUCCUCUACUUCUCUUCCCUUAACCAUCAGGCUUUUGUCUGCAGCGUGUUUGAACUCAUGAUGUGUUAAACCUACAUAGCACUCGUCGUGCUCUUGCCACUUGAUCAAAGGUCAGCUUUCCUCUGUUCUGUUGAGGUUUUAUUGUGCUUUUGAGGGCAGACAAUUUCUUAGUUUAUCUCUAAAAAAAGGAAGGCAGUUCUCAAAUAUGCUCAUCCAUUCUUGUAUAUAUACUAGACGUGGUGUUACAAUAUAAUGUGUGCAUAUUUUCUUAAAGUAAUUAUAUAAAUUGCUCACUUCAAAUACAGCUCCCUACAAACUUGGGUGUAUUUGAUUGAAGGAACAAUCAGAGAAAUCGAGAAAUGCUGUAUAAUUUCUGACCA